CAAAAACAAUUGCCGACCUACAUUAUUAUUGGUAAUAUUUUCCUUCAAUGUCCCUCCAAAAUACUUCCUAUAUAUAUCAUCCUUUUUAUUUUCCAUAAACAAAAAUCAAUAUAUAUUUUUUUCUAGUAUAAAUUAUAUAGCAUCUCAUAAAUUUUGUCAUCAAAUUGUUCUCUUGUUUUUUUUUUUUCAUAUUAUUUUUACGUGCCCACAUUGCCUUUUCUUCACACAUUUAAUUUUUUUCCUAAUAACACAAAGAAUGAUGAAUGCUCAAGUUUCUCUUGCCUUCUUUUUCUUAUGUUUCAUCAUUCUAAUUUCAGGUGACAUAUUUUUAACUUCUUCUAUGUAAAAUUUGAUGGUAUAUUGAAUUCAGAAUCCAUAUUUUUUUUUAAUAAUAAUUACGAUGAGUUCAAUGCUAAAAAAAGUUAAAUCGAUCAAGUUUAUAUCCUAGGUGUCUCUAUGUUUGGAUUUGACUAUUCAGAGUAGAGCAAAUACAUAAUAUAAUAAUCCCAAGUCAAUGUAUAAUAAUAAUGGGAUUAACCGUUAAAAAAUACUUCUAGAUAUUUUAGUGAAUUUUUAUAUAUAGAGAGAGAAAGAGAGACAGAGUCGGGAUAUAAAGAUUCAUACUAGAUUUUAAAUAAGUUAUUUUUAGAUAAAUACAAAGUUUGGACCAAAAUUAUUAGAUUCCGUUUACAUUGGUCCAAACAAAAGUUAUUUGGCAACGUAUAUGGUCGAUGUCAAUUAAUUUAAGAUUGAGAUGUAGUUGAUUGAUUGACUAAUAUUUUUCAUUUUUUUUUUAAUAAAUGAAACAGGAGCCUUAUCAGCAACAUUUACACUAGUAAAUCAGUGCAAUUAUCAAGUAUGGCCUGGUAUUUUAUCAGGUGCAGGCACAGCUCAACUUUCUCCAACAGGAUUCAUGUUAGACCCCAGCCAGUCCGUCUCGGUUUCCGCGCCAACGGGCUGGUCGGGUCGUUUAUGGGGUCGGACUUUCUGUUCCCAAGAUUCAUCCACAGGCAAAUUCACCUGUGCAUCAGGUGAUUGCGGCUCCGGAACAGUGGAAUGUUCCGGAGCUGGAGCUGCUCCACCAGCUACUCUGGCGGAGUUCACCUUGAACGGUGCUGGAGGGCUUGAUUUCUACGAUGUUAGCCUUGUGGACGGUUAUAACUUACCAAUGCUUAUAACUCCAAAAGGCGGAGCUGGAAACUGUUCAACAACCGGUUGUGGUGUUGAUCUUAAUGGGUCAUGCCCGAAUGAGCUGAAGAAAAUGAUGAAUAGCUUAAGUAGUGAGUGUGUGGGAUGUAAAAGCGCUUGUGAGGCGUUUGGUGAUCCAAAAUAUUGUUGUAGUGGAUCAUACGCCACGCCUGAUACAUGCAAGCCAACGGAUUACUCAUUGUUCUUCAAGAGGGCAUGUCCGCGAUCUUAUAGCUAUGCUUAUGAUGAUGGCUCCAGUACUUUCACUUGUGGUGGUUCUGCAGAUUAUGUUAUCACCUUUUGCCCUCUUCCUUCUGAUAGCCCUAAAUCACCUGGAGGAGGUGCUGGCGAUGGAUCGUCGCCCAUGAGCCGCGGUGUAUUAACCAAUAGUCCAUCACCAUUGUUGACAAGCUUGAUAAUCAAUAUUUUAGUUGCAGUUUGGGAUAUGAUGCAGUUGCAUCGAUCUUGUACUGACAAGGGCGUAUCUAACAUAUAAAUUUGAUUUGUUUUAGAAAUUAUAGGUCCAACUUAUAUAGUACUACUAGUUUUGAAUUUUAAUACACACAUUUGAUUUAAUUAUAUAUAUUUUUUUAGUAUCAAUGUUAUAAUCUAGAAUGCACUAGAAUUGAAUAAAAAACUUUUCAAUCAUAGCAGACUUCA
This is a messenger RNA of Solanum lycopersicum (tomato), 1848 nucleotides long. The record is from RefSeq and is a predicted model, not a curated record. Lineage: Eukaryota; Viridiplantae; Streptophyta; Magnoliopsida; Solanales; Solanaceae.